ACCUAGCCAAAUAUAUUUAAUAUUUGAUAAUUUAAAAGUAUUUUUCGUGCUAAUGAAAAGCAUUUCAUAGAAAAAUUCCUUCUUAUUUACCAAAAACCCCACACAAUACAUUACUUACAAGUUCAUAAUUAUCUAGGUUUUAUUAAAAAAACUAAAGUUUAUUUAAAAUUUUAAUAAAUAAAUCAGUUAUUAGCAUGCAUAUUUUUUAGUGAGCCACAGUUAAUUAAUUUAUUUAAUUAGUGGGUUUCCUGUGGACUUAUAUCUGUACCCUUGCAAUACAAUUUCUUCAUCGAGACACUUGAAAGAUCAGUAAACAUGCAAACAUUUGAGCAAUUAACGUACUGCCGCUAUAAAAUACUUGGACUUCAUCAUGGCCAGUGGCAAAAUGGCAAACUCUUAUCAACUUUCGGCCGGUUACAUUGAUCGCUCCGCUUCAAACCCGACAGAACCGAAGUAAGCAAAAACAACCUCAAGUGUUAGAUAACUGGUUUUAUCAAUUGUUAAAUUGACGGCUCACGAUGUCCACGCGACAUUGCUUAGCACGAGACUGAGACCCUAGCCGAAACCGAAACACCGAAACCCCGAGACAGAGACCCCAAAAGCCACCUAACUCAACCCCAAAGAAAAAACAAGGAAAGAACUGAGACUCUGCUUUGGAACAAAAUUGAGUUGUGGGUACAGUCAGACCUGGAUAUGUCUUUCCUCUGGCAUAUUUACUGCCUUUCAAGCUAUAUUUAUCCUUUUAACAUUUUUUAUUGUAUAAAGUAUAUAUUUCAUACUAUCAAAUAUUUUUAUUAUAUAUUUACUAUCCUAGAGGGAUUACUGUCCUUUAUUUGAUGUAUUAUUUUGUCGCCUUUGAGCCAUUUGAGACAUCUGUCAUGUCUCAUGUCCUGUUCCGUAACCUCUUUCCAGCGACUUUGAUACGCCUGUGUCAACAUUAUUUAGUUAGUGUUGCGUGCCGAGUCCCGAAAAACUGUUGCAUGUCCUGAAUAACUAGGAUAACACAGAUAACUGGGAGGAGGGAAAAAGGGCAAACCUUUUUAGAGAUAACAGCCAAGCAGUUUCCAUUUAAUAUGCUCUCUUCAAAAACAAUAGUUGCUAUGUAAACUUUUGACUUUGCGGUUGUUAUUUGAUUGGAAAUUGUUUUGCUUGCGGACAAAUACUAAUUGAGAACAAACGCCUCAAGUUCAGAUUUUCACAUAAAGCAGCUGGAAAAUCAUGAAGAUUGCUCUAGAAAGACAAGAAAAAUUACACGCGAAUGCCAUUUGGUAAUGACAAGCUCUGAAAGUCGCCCUAAGCUCAUUCCCCAAACACGUAUUUUUCCUGGCUGACAUUUCGGAAUGUGACGGAAACAAGGACGAAAAGUUAAGGAGGAAGGGACGAUUUUGGUGGUACAUUUCAGUUCAAGUGUUCCCCAAAGGGAAUGUUUGGCAGCUGCAAAUAUUUCGUACAUGUAGCUAACAUAAUAUAUUAAAUAAUUUAUAAGGCCUGUGUAAAGGUUGUGUUCGAAUGAUUCUGAUUUAAAUUUUCUAAAAAAAACUCCAUAUAAAAGUUUAUAAUUUAAAAUGAAAUCAGAAACCUGAGCAAUCACUUCCUCAUUAGAAUAUUUAUUGCAUCACCCAGAGAAAGUUUUAUUUUCCACUUUUAUCAGUCAUCUCUCAACCACACUUUCCCCCAACAAUUGUCACGAACUGUUUAAAUAAAUGAUAAUUUAAAGGCUUAAAUUCAAUUAACCAAAUCCGAUAAGUUCGACUUGCUUAAUUCUAUAAACUGCAUAAUAAAAACUAUGUUAUUCCAUCGCCUUAAUUGCAGACAGUUGGCAACUGCUUUUGUAAUUGCACAGAUGUUUUUUUUCCAAAUGCCAGAACGAGCGAAGAGUAGCAGAAAAUUCUAAGAGCUUCGGGCCAAAACCACAAGCAUUUGAUGGGUAUUAAUUACUUGGUAGCCCAGACCCCAUGGUGCCAUGGAUUCCCUCCCCCUUCUGGCCACAAUUCGGUUUUUUUACGCCCCCACGAAAACGACAAUAAAAGUAAUUAGCAUAAAAACGGAAACAAGACGAACGAGACGUUGGAUCAAAUGGUAACAAUAAUAAAUUAAAUAAAUUGGAUAAAUAAAAACACAAAUACGAGUCAGGAACGAAAGCAAAUUAAUUAGUAGAGAGUUGACUGAGGGAUGACCAAUAAAAUAAAUAUAUUGAUACUUUUUCAAGGUGUUUACAGCUUUAAAGAGGUUUGAAAAUAUAUUUAUCAAAGACAAAAAUAAUGUAUUAAAUCUUCCCUUUUUUGAAAUAAUGUUUUAAUGGUGAUUUAUAUUACAUUUCCCCUUUCAAUAUACCCUAUCUACCCUCCCAUUUAAGGGGUAUCCCCUACGACAACAUCGAAGUAUGAACGAAAUGGUAAAUAAAAGCCAAAAAAAUGCCGAACUCAGCACAGGUCACGUAGUGAACGAAAGUGAAAACAAAAGCACAGAGACCAAGACGCCGCCCAGACGGAUGGCAAAAGUCUAAUGAGAAAGCUGAGCUAGAGAACUAUGAUUUAAUUUCGGGCGGGAGGGGUGCCUGGGUGGGUGGCUUACAGAUCUGAAAGAACGAUGUCUCAAUUGACAGAAGGUGAGAGCGCAGCGUUCUGCAUCCGACAGAUACGUGAACUCAACAAAAGCCAAAUGUCGAACGGGUUGGGGCAACAUUUCCAUGGAAACUAUCGGCCCAAACACUCGACCCAUGAUGAUGCUGCUGCUGCUCUGGUUGUGGGUGCUACUUCUCGGACCUUCAGUUUAUGGUUCGCCUUUGGAGAUGCAACUGCUGGAAAUGAUGCUGAGGGAGGCCGAAGGCUAUCCUAUUAAUGGCCGGGAUCAGAGGGAUAUCUCAGUUUUGCCAGCGCCUUCUAUAGAAUGCGAUGACAAGGAUAUUUCGCUGAUGCAGGCAGCUUCUAUAGGCUGUGAUGAGAGUGGAUCUCAGGAGCAGCAAUUCAGUGACCUAUUCGAUGACGAGAGCGAGGAGUGUGUGGAUUUCCUGGCACCAUAUGAGCCAUCUUUUAGGCGAGGUUUGCCUGUGGAGCAUCCUUGUUUUGUGAGAUUACUGUUGCUGAGGACGCCCCUCCUAAAAGAGGAUCCCUGCGGCAAUUUCACUUUGGCAUCUGAGACAAUAAGAACCACAAAAAAACCCAAAAAGAAGUGCAAUCCCAAGGGAAAACAAAAGGGACUUUGGCCAACAAAAAACUUUGUUAAUAAAAAACCAACAGAGUCAACAACGGAAUCAACAAAUUCAACUGCCGCUUUACAAACUAAUUCAACAACAGAUUCACCCAUUCCAGAAACACAAUCCACUCCCAAGCUCAUAAAGCUAAGAAAAUUAGUUCCCAAAAAUAGGAAUUCCACAACAUCAACGACACCCUCAACAAUUUCCACAACGAUGGAAGCAACAGGACCAGACUCUAAAAUUAUAAAUAUUAGAAAAUAUGCUCCCAAAAAUAAGAAGCUAAAACCAAAUUCAACAACAACAACAUCUUCAACCACUUUAGCAACGAUGGAAACCACAACUGUAGAAGAAACUACGACGCCUGAGGAAACCACCUCAACGACGUCAGAAGAUCCUACCACAAACACAUCAGAGCAGGAAGCUACUACACCCGAAUAUCCAACAACACCAAAGACAACAAGCUACACAACAACCACUCAAAGACCACUUACUGAAAAUCAAUUAAAACGCCUGAAAGCGGCACAGAUCAGGAGAAGGAAUCGGAAGGGUUAUGGAAAAGGCACCCCCAAUGUCCCCGAUCCGCCGAAGAUCAAGAUUGAUGGCGCCACCCAGCCCAGCGAGGUGAUUCAUGUAAUUCUGCCCACCGAUGCUGCCGAAAUGAGGCUCCAACCGGAAGAAGACAGCAACACCACCCCGGUCAUGACUACUACGCCAAUGACUACAAGCACUUCCGAACCGGAAACCACCACCGAAGACAGUUGCGAAGACGAAGUGGAGACCACCAAGCUGCCGGAAUACCCAGAAAGUGAAGAUGCCGAAGCUUCUGAUAGUAAGGGUGUAAACUCCAUGGAGGAACCCUGUGAGGACACGGAGGAACAAGACACUAAUUUGUGUCCCCAGUUUAUGCCAGCACAACCAAAUUCAGAUCCUCCAAGAAGACCCCAAAUGCCGUAUCGCUAUCGAAAGCCCGUGAAAAACUAUGUGGAACCAAUAUUGUAUGAGGGUAACAUUGGCAAGCCACUUCAUCGAAACACACGGAUAGGGCCCCCGCAGAAGGAUUAUUUUAUAUCCAAUAAGCAAAUUGUUCCCAGACCCAGACCCAAGUACAGGAAACGUCUUCCUCACUCGAUCUACAUGAACAAUAUAGUGCGGGGACUGGAUUGUGUUGAUGAAAUUGAUCAUCAUCAAUCGAGGAAUCCUAAUCAGCCACAGCGAUAUUGGGACUUGAGGCGAGUGGGACCACAUCGAAGGAUUCAAAAUAUUAGAAGUUUUGCCCCAGUUCCAGCCAGGAGACCACUUCCUCAGCUUGGCAGUACCGAAGAGUCUGCUGAGGGUCAACAUCUAAGGGAAAGGGAAUCAGAGCCCCAACCGCAGCAGCUGCUUCGAUAUCCGGAGCAUGAGGAGACUGUAUUGCAUGAGGAAAAGCCAAUGCCACCGCAGGCAAUGCCCACACCCAGCAUGGAUCCCUGUCAGGUGGAGCACGAUCACGCCCUCUUCGGGGAGAGAAGAGAGCAUCCCGGGGAAUACCAACAAACAUCCACUUUUACCUAAAUAACCAAUAGCAUAAGUUAGUCAAGUAGCACCACAAGCACCCAGUAAACAGUUAACCACCAAAUAAACGAGUGCACCACAAAGCAAAAGCAUAAAGCCAAAAGCCAGACCAUCAAUCAAGUGAAGCACAGCUGGAUAAUUAGGAAACCUCUUUGAUCUUGGAGCAGAGACGACGUCAGCAAUUGAAUUAUAAAGCAAUUGCCUUUCGGUUGGGGCAGUCAUGGGGCGGUAGAGGGCAUUGCCUGGCCAAUAGCCACUUAUCAGUCAUACCAGUGGCUCAAUUUCCCGGCCAAAAGGCACGCGCCCGUAAUGACAAACCCAUGAGCAGGCCAGGGCCACCUGAUGUCCCGCUGAAGGGUGUAUUGUGGCGGCCACCCACUCGGACCCAUCGCGAUGGUAAGUCGGCCUCCAAUUGGGAUCCUAUUUAACCUAAAGUUGAAUGGUUUUCGGGUGUACUAUAACACUGAGAAAAAAAAGUCUGCAACUAUUAGAAAUAGCUUGAAAUCCCACCACAAAAUGUAAAAAAAAAAUUCAGAAUAUUUUUAUAUAUAAUCCAUCC
Messenger RNA from Drosophila kikkawai, 5306 nucleotides. Lineage: Eukaryota; Metazoa; Arthropoda; Insecta; Diptera; Drosophilidae. The record is from RefSeq and is a predicted model, not a curated record.